AUGAAACGUUUAUUAAAUGGCGCAAAGCAUUUGCUAAACGGUGGGAGUCUUGGUUAUCUCGCAGCAGGUGAACCAUAUCAACCUUUUGGAGAAGAAUUUGGAUUAACUGUAUUUCCAGACUACCUUCAUGUGGGGGAGAAAAUGUCCUUACGAAAAGGGUAUGUAGAUGUGUAUAUACAAAAAUCUGCAUCAAUUAGAUUAAGUGAUGGUCGUUUUCAAUUACCACCACUUCCUCCAAAAUCUUUUAUAUCGUUAAUAGAACGUAUUGAGCAAGAUAAGAUAGUGCCACGCGGAUGGUUAAAUAAUCAGACGGCAAAUCUUUAUGAACCUGGUGACUUUAUACGUGCACAUAUUGAUAACCUUUUUGUUUAUGAUGAUAUAUUUGCUAUAGUUUCUCUUGGUGCUAAUGCUUUACUACGUUUUGUACAUGUGCAAAAUGGAGAGGAAUUAGAUGUAGUUGUACCAGAUGGUAGUUUAUAUAUUAUGUCCGGACCUGCCCGGUAUGUGUACUUUCAUAUGGUUUUACCUGUAGAAACUCAACGUUUUAGUAUUGUAUUUAGACGAUCUAUUUUAAAUUCUGAUGGUGGAUUUAGACCAGUAACAACACCAUUGGGAGAUCUUAUGUCUUAUCGAUCAACACAAAUUUUAAAUACUUUGUAUGCGAAACAAAUAGGCGGUGUACGUGUUACAGUAGAUGAUAAAUACCUUGAAAAAGAAGAAAUAGGUGCCUUUGAUACUGCAAAAUGGGUAAAGGGUUUACAUCCACUACGAGAUUGGUCCUUAUUGUCACAGUUGGAUGAGGAUGAAGCUAGAGUACAGGAGUUGAAGAAUCAACGUUUUCUAGAUGUUGAUCUUAGUUGGAGGUUUGCUGAAUUAAGGAAACAGUACAAGGAACUAGAAAGUCUCCUGAGUAUCUAA
Molecule: messenger RNA, 918 nt
Organism: Trypanosoma theileri
Lineage: Eukaryota; Euglenozoa; Kinetoplastea; Trypanosomatida; Trypanosomatidae
Exons: 1
Coding region: 1-918 (305 amino acids)
Biological process (GO): DNA damage response; fatty acid metabolic process
Cellular component (GO): mitochondrial matrix
Source: RefSeq, a predicted model, not a curated record